AUGGGGGCCUCGGAGUCAAAGCUUGUGUUCAAGCAGGGCAUCUUCCGCCUCUCCGAGGAGAAGGAGAUCCCCGCAGACGACCCCUACUGGACACGAUUCUGGGAACUGCCCGAAUCUACCGAAGACGUUUUUAGCCUGUUCACACCAGCUGACAUCCGACGCACGCGCGACCAUGCCUUAUCGAACUUCGAAACGCUCUUACUCUCAGUCUCCUCACGGCUGAUAGUUCUGAAAAACCAUCCCUCAUUUCCCGAUCCCGACCUUGCCCCCAAUCGUGAUGCGCUCAACUGUAUCCGUGUCCUUACCCGGCUACUGCCCUUUGUCUAUGAAGCCGAACACUUGGAGGACUGGGAAGAUAAGUUCUUCUGGACGCGUCGAAAGAGGAGGACUAGACAAGCGCAGAUCGCAGGCGAGGUAAUUUUUGAUGAGGCACAGCCAGAUGAUCAACAAGAGCGGUCGUCUCCUUACGGGGAGGAAUACGAAGAUGUGAAGCCGCUUGGGGAAGAGUUGAUCGAUACACUGCUUGACUUGCUCUUUUUCGCCGAUUUUACAAUUCCCGUACUACCAACAGCUAAGAGCAAGAUCUCGUAUUCGAUAUGGCAAAGUGGUGUUGGUUGCAAUACGGCUAUGGGGUCCAACAAGACUCUCGAAAACAACCGCUGCGAGAUAUUGCGGUUACUGCUAACCAUGACCGGAAAGGCUAUGUACAUGCCAGCAAACACUUUGCCCGUACAAGGCGUAAAGGCGAUUACGUACAUCACCACUUGCCAGGAUAAGCAGGCCGUUUUGACAACUCUGUGCUCUCUUCUGAAUACGGCUAUGAAGUAUAACCCUGCCUCUUGGCGGGUUCCAUAUGACCAUGUUGUUUGGAAGGACCCCAAGCAGAUACUAGUUAUCUACUGCCUCCAACUUCUCCUGGUUCUACUUCUGUACCCAAUUCCAGAGGAUGGCCGUGGUUCUCCACCGAAGAACUACUACCGCCAUUACUUUGGUAGGUUGCAUAGGCCGCAAGAUUUCCAGUUUCUUGUAGAGGGCAUGACAAGGAUUCUGAAUCAGCCUAUGCAAGCCACCAGCACAUAUCUCCCUGGAAGCCAGAGAUCUGUGAAGUGGGCACCGGAAAUCUUGAUCUUAUUCUGGGAGACCUUGCAGUGCAACAAGCGUUUCAGGUCGUUCAUGAUUGACUCCAAUCGUUCACAUGACUUUCUGGUUCUUUGCAUCUUCUAUGCCAUGGAGUACAGAGCAGACCCAUCCAAGCAAGGAAUGGUCCGCAUGUGCAUCUUCAUCCUCCAGACACUAAGUGCAGAGCCCACAUUUGGGAAGAGUCUCAACGUCAAAUUUGAGGGACAAGAAACUUUACCUCAGUCUAUCAGGUUGCCCAAGUUCCGGGGCUCUUAUGCUGACUACCUCAUCAUGUCAAUUCAUACUCUGAUGACAACAAGCAAAGGCAACCUCGACACUGUCUAUCCGGCCCUUCUGGUAAUUCUGAAUAACGUGGCGCCUUACGUGCAGCAUAUGUCGGCGGGUGCGUGCUCCAAAGUCAUUCAGCUCUUUUCCUCAAUGUCCGCUCCUAGCUUUUUGUUGGCCAAUGAAACCAACCAUACGCUUCUUGCAUCUUUGCUUGACUUCAUCAACGCUAUUCUUGAGCAUAACUUCACCGAAAAUCAAUAUCUGGUCUAUGCCAUCUUGAAGUAUAAGCAGCGAUUUGAGGCCAUCCGAGCUUUCACUCUUGAAAGUGGCCAACAAGAGAUUGAGCAGCAGAGAGAGAAGCGAAAAUCUGGAGAUGCCUCAAGUGAUGCGAUUUACAGCCCUUCACUUUCUCAUUCCGAGGAAGACCUUCACACUCCAUCGGGUGCUCGGUCUCCCCUAACUAGGAUCCCCGAAGAGAACAGUGCCUUUGCAAUUGGAGAUGAUGAUUCAGACGACGAGGGGCAGAAUACUCCAUCUCAGUCCUCGCCAUCAGCACAGAACUCUCGCAGACCCUCGUUUGCCUCCGCGAAUGAUGAAAAUGCAACGCAGCAGUUGCGAGGUAUGUCUGAAAAAGCACGAGGAAAAAUGCCUGCCGGACGGCCGUCUUUCUCUCGACAAAACAGCAUGACAAGUCAAACAAGCAUGUCUGCUUUAUUCUCCGGUUCCUCAACUGGUUUCAUCCCAACUGUAUCCUGGUUGGAAUCAUGGCUUCCAGAGCUCCCUCUGCAUACCAUUCUUACCAUAAUAUCUGCUAUUGCUCCUCAUAUUCCGGAAACAGCUUUACAGUCAGCUGUUAGUCCCGAUGCUCGUACUCUGAUCAGCAAUCUACCAUCUUUUGCUGAAGAGCCGCAAGUCAAGAGUAUUAUUUCAGAGCCCACUCCGGUUCGCGCCCAAUCUUUUGAAUGGUCGGCCCUCUCUAUGGGCUGGUAUGAGUCUCUUCUCUGGGGUUUUAUCUUUUCUAGUGAGAUGGUGGUGGGGUCCGCUGCUGGUGCAACCCCGGGUACUGUCGGCGUGUGGAACGGCACCGGAAUCCGACUUUUUAGGGUUCAAGAGGCUGCUGCCCAAGGGCCAACUCUUCUUGCUCCGAAGGGUGCUGUGGAUGCAGUUGGUAGCAAUUUGGUCCAGCGAAUUGGGAAUCUCAGUCUACGUGGCAGGAACUUGACCUCACAAGAGCCUGGCAGUACCCAAUCCCCGAGCAUGAGGGAGGUCUAG
Molecule: messenger RNA, 2679 nt
Organism: Penicillium malachiteum
Lineage: Eukaryota; Fungi; Ascomycota; Eurotiomycetes; Eurotiales; Aspergillaceae
Product: Hid1 family protein
Exons: 8
Coding region: 1-2679 (892 amino acids)
Cellular component (GO): membrane; Golgi trans cisterna; Golgi medial cisterna
Source: RefSeq, a predicted model, not a curated record